This is a messenger RNA of Symbiodinium sp. CCMP2592, 1350 nucleotides long. The record is from the annotation of a GenBank genome assembly. Lineage: Eukaryota; Dinophyceae; Suessiales; Symbiodiniaceae.
AUGUCAGCCUCGGACGCAGCAGAAAGGCUCGUUGCUGUGGCUAGCAGCUUGCGGCUCAGGCCUGCCUGGCUUGAUCAACAACGAGAUCAGAUCGGUAGCAACUUGUCAGUUGAACAGGCUGCAGACAGAUUGCUGCAGCGUCUCGCUGUCGCAGAUUUGCGAGAUGCCUGCGAUGGUUCGUUGCCACGCCAUCUCGACCGACUGCAUGACAUUCGUGUUGAGGGCCAGCACCUCCUGCAGAUGUUGCAGAAGGUGGACAUUGCAAAUCCAUCGGCCCCGGAGGAUUCAGUCGAGGGAGACUUUCAGGAUGGGCUGGCCGAGGAAGUUUCUCGAAGACAUGGUGGCAGACAAAGACCGCUGCUUUUGAAGGUGCUGUUGACAGAUGGCAUUCAGGCUGUCUGUGGUAUCGAGCGGCGGCCAAUUGCUGCUCUGCGACAGGCCAUUCCCGGAUCCAAGUUGGUUCUGGGCAACAGACCUCUGCUGAGACGGGGCCUGCUGCUCCUCGAGCCUACAAAUGUGGAAGCUCUCUGUACGCUGGCGCAGGCGGGUGCCGUGGAGACGUUGGAGACUGCCGCGAGCUCCUCCGGCCGUGAUGUCGCCCCUCAAAGGUCGAUCGCAAGUGCUGCUUCUGUUGCGGCUGGUGGUGCUGCUCAGCAAGCAGGCAACGUCAGUGGUGCGGAGGGCAAGGUCAUCCGCUGCUACGUUGCCCGAGCUGCCCCAGAUGCAGGACGAGCGGGUUUGUGGCUCCAGUUGUGCGAUGGCGAAGGAUUUUGCGAAGCACUUCUGCAACCGCCUGCGCUGCAGCAAACGCUGGGUGCAGGAGACUUGGACAGCCUCUUGGGCCGAGCGCGACAGCUCCACGGCUUUUUCCGACUCGUGCAGACAGGCGACACCUUUCAGAUCGAGUCUUUCCGUCUUGGCCCUUCCAGGCAAGACCUGGAGCAACUGGAGCGGCACUUGGUCGCAGGUGCCGUGGAGACGUUGGAGACUGCCGCGAGCUCCUCCGGCCGUGAUGUCGCCCCUCAAAGGUCGAUCGCAAGUGCUGCUUCUGUUGCGGCUGGUGGUGCUGCUCAGCAAGCAGGCAACGUCAGUGGUGCGGAGGGCAAGGUCAUCCGCUGCUACGUUGCCCGAGCUGCCCCAGAUGCAGGAGAGGGCGACACCUUUCAGAUCGAGUCUUUCCGCCGAAGCCCCGCGGCAGAGGAGUUGGAAAUGCGAUUGACUGACGCACCACAAAUCCCGUACCGAGACCCCAACAAAGGGGUGUUGCAAAAACACUGUCCGACGAUGAGGUUCCACGCAGUGCGUGAGCUUUAUUUCAGCCUCAAGCACAGAUUUCUUUUAACUGUGUGA